CACCUCUGAUUUUGGUAAUGGUUGAUGUAAAGAUGGGAGGUUGUUGGAGCAAUACAAAGGAUCAAUUUGACAACUUGGAAAAACACACACAAUGGGGAGUUGAAUUUGUAGAGAGAUACAACAAGUUUGUUAAGGACCGGACAGAAAUUGAGAUCAGCUAUGCAAAGCAGCUUAGGAAUCUUUCGAAGAAGUAUCAGCCAAAAAAGAACUCCAGAGAAGAGGAAGAACAGAGAUACACAUCAUGUCAAGCAUUUCUAGCCAUUUUGAAUGAAAUGAACGACUAUGCAGGCCAGCAUGAGGUGAUUGCUGAGAACAUGAGUGGGCUAAUAUUUGCUGAGCUGUCACGCUACAUCCAGGAACUCAAGCAAGAACGGAAAUUGCAUUUCCAAGAAGGAAGAAGGGCACAGCAACAUAUAGAAAGUUGUUGGAAACAACUUGAGAAUAGUAAAAGAAGAUUUGAGCGAGAUUGUAAGGAAGCAGAACGAGCUCAACAACAUUUUGAAAAGAUGGAUAAUGACCUGAAUGUAACAAAGGCUGAUGUGGAAAAGGCUCGGCAGCAGGCCCAUAACCGACAUCACGUGGCAUCGGAGAGUAAGACUGAAUAUUCCAAUGUUUUGCAGAACUUUAAUAAGGAACAACAUGAACAUUAUUAUACAAACAUACCAAACAUAUUCCAGAGAAUUCAAGAUCUGGAUGAAAGAAGAAUAGUUAAAAUUGGUGAAUCAAUGAAGACCUUUUCUGAGGUUGACAGGCAAGUCAUACCCAUCAUUGGAAAGUGUCUCGAUGGAAUCACAAAAGCAGCUGAAUCUAUUGAUGAAAAACAUGAUACACAGUUGGUGAUAGAAGCCUUCAAAUCUGGAUUUGAACAGCCUGGUGAUGUUGAAUUUGAGGAUUUCAGUCAGCCUAUGAAGCGGACUGUUUCUGAAAGCAGUCUCUCCAAUAGCAGAUCUGACGGCAAACAAGAAUCUAAAGGUGGCAAAUCCAAGGGCAAACUAUGGCCUUUCAUCAAGAAAAAUAAGCUUAUGUCCCUUUUAACAUCUCCUCAUCAGCCUCCUCCUCCUCCCCCUUCCUGUUCCUCACCUUCUGCUGUUCCAAAUGGCCCUCAGUCUCCCAAGCAGCAAAAAGAGCCCCUCUCUCACCGCCUGAAUGAAUUUAUGACCUCCAAACCUAAAAUCCACUGUUUCAGAAGCCUAAAGCGGGGGCUUUCUCUCAAACUGGGCUCAGGACCAGAAGACUUCAGCAAUCUUCCACCUGAGCAGCGAAGAAAGAAACUUCAGCAAAAAAUUGAUGAGAUUAACAAAGACAUCCAAAAAGAAUCUGAUCAAAAAGAUGGUUUAAUGAAAAUGAAGGAUGCAUACAUCAAGAAUCCACAACUGGGUAGGCCGGAGACUGUGGAUCCCAAACUGGCAGAAAGUGAGCAAACAAUUGAAAAACUGCGACAAGAAAGUCAGAAAUUUGAGGCUUGGCUUGCUGAGGUAGAAGGUCGUUUACCAGUCAGGACUGAUCAACCAAGGCGACCAAGUGAGAUGCACGAGUUGCAGAGCACUGCUGUAAACAAUUGUGCACAAGAUCGAGAGAGCCCUGAUGGUAGUUAUACCGAAGAACAGAACCAGGACCCUGAAUUAAAAGUCGCAGCACAGUGCGAGUUUGAUGAUGACUUUGAUGAUGAGGAAGUACUGGCAGCAAUUGGCACAUGCAAAGCCAUGUAUCCUUUUGAAGGUCAAAAUGAAGGAACAAUUGCAAUGGCAGAAGGAGAAACACUGAGUGUGAUAGAGGAGGAUAAAGGAGAUGGUUGGACAAGAGUUCGACGGAAUGAAGAUGAGGAAGGAUACGUUCCAACAUCCUAUGUGGAAGUAUAUUUGGACAGAAAUACCAAAGGUACCUAAGGUGGUGUGCUGGUCCAAGAAUCACGGGGCGAGCUGGUACGCAAGGACACAUUCUUCUGCUUAACUAUUUUAAAAAUGGAAGAUUAGCUGGAUUAUUGAUUUGGUUUGGUUUUUAAUGAUAAAAUGCAAAUCAUGAAAGGGGGGGCUAAAAAUACAUGAACAAAAAGUGCAAGUGCCUGCUAUUUAUUUUAUGGCAUGCCAUCCAUUGCUCUAAUUAACUUGGCUACUUUUCCAUAUUAAAAACAAAAGCAGUUUUCUGAUGCAUGCCACUGUUAAAGUUGCUUCCCAUUUUUAAAAUGAAAGAACCAAAAAAUAAGUGAAUUUUGAAAUCAACUUACCAGAAUACAUGUACUCCAUGACCACAGUCGUAACAGUGUACCGUUUUGGAUAACUCACACCUAAAAUUGACAUUCAAGCCAGAGUAAAGUGUUUCUUGGGUUGGGUGGGGGGAGAGCAAGGUGAGAGAACUGUAGAUUGAAAUUAAAGGUGUCUCAUAAAUCUAUUUAUUGUACUAUAUAACAAGAGAAGGCAUCUUCUGGACUCACCACAAGCCCAUUCCUGAAUUUAUGUAGCCUGAAUGCUGCUUUCCUCUAAGUUUCUGAUUUUCUAACUUUUGCAUGUGACUUUGGAAACAUUGAGGGUUUUUUUUUAAAUAUCACCUUUUGCUACAGGGUAAAUUU
Messenger RNA from Hemiscyllium ocellatum (epaulette shark), 2566 nucleotides. It is a transcript of the gene fnbp1b, whose product is annotated as formin-binding protein 1. The transcript is spliced from 17 exons. Gene Ontology annotation, biological process: signal transduction. Gene Ontology annotation, molecular function: protein binding. The coding region runs from base 18 to 1886 and encodes 622 amino acids. The record is from RefSeq and is a predicted model, not a curated record. NCBI's taxonomy places the organism in Eukaryota, Metazoa, Chordata, Chondrichthyes, Orectolobiformes, Hemiscylliidae.